Nelumbo nucifera (sacred lotus) is the source of this 2629-nucleotide messenger RNA. Its product is annotated as Eukaryotic aspartyl protease family protein. The record is from RefSeq and is a predicted model, not a curated record. Gene Ontology annotation, biological process: proteolysis. Lineage: Eukaryota; Viridiplantae; Streptophyta; Magnoliopsida; Proteales; Nelumbonaceae. Gene Ontology annotation, molecular function: aspartic-type endopeptidase activity.
ACCUUCGUGAGUCAAAGUUGCAGGUUUUAUUUCUACGCUUGCAGUUUGACAAAUUGUUCGAUUCACAAAACUAUCUAAAUCCAAGGGGAAGAUCCUUCGGUCUCUCCUCGCAGCUCUCUUGUUAUUCUCUGCAUAUCUACUUGGAUUGAGGUAUGGAUAGGAAUUCACAGAGAGGAAUGGAGUCGCUUCAGCUUCAAGGGGUGGUUAUAAUCACUCUGCCACCCGAAGACAACCCCUCUAAGGGUAAAACAAUUACUGCAGCUUUUGCUCUCUCCGGUCCUCCUUCCUCUCAAAUUCAGCAACAAGCUCGACAACAACCACACCCACAACCAGAAGAAGACAGUCUUCCCAUUCGAUCAUCACCAAAUUCUGAACGCUAUUUCUCAUUUAGAGGAGUCUUAUCUGGUAAACCAAAACAAAUUCUGAGAUUUCUGGCUGUUUCCGUCUUAUUGUUAUUCUUGUGGAGUUAUGCUUCUCCGGAAACCCUUCUUGAAUUACGCGAUCACGAUGAGGAUCGGGAAACCAAUUCUUUCGUUUUCACUUUGCAUCCCAAGCCGGGUACUCUUGAGAUGUUCCAUCGGGAUGUGGAACUUAAAUUAGGGAGGUUUGUCGAGGCAAAUUCAGAUGCUGUCCUGGUGAUGUUCAAUGGUGGAGUAAAAGAUGAGGAGUAUAGAAUUUCUCUAUCGGCUUCUUCUUCGUCUGCAGUUGAUAAAUCCACCGUUUUCCCUGUCAGGGGGAAUAUCUAUCCAGACGGAUUGUAUUAUGCAUCUAUUUACGUUGGCAGCCCUCCAAAACCUUAUUAUCUUGACAUGGAUACUGGGAGUGACUUAACAUGGAUUCAGUGUGAUGCUCCAUGCAUUAGCUGUGCCAAGGGACCCCAUCCUUUGUACAAGCCAAGUAAGGGGAAAAUAGUACCUCCCAGGGAUUCAUUGUGCCUAGAAGUGCAGACAAGUGGAUCUUGUGAGACUUGCCAACAAUGUGACUAUGAGAUAGAAUAUGCAGACCGGAGUUCCUCCAUGGGUGUUCUUGCAAUGGAUGACCUGCCACUUAUGAUUGCCAAUGGAACAGAGGUGACAUCAAAUUUUGUUUUUGGGUGUGCUUAUGAUCAACAAGGACAACUUUCAGUCUCUCCUGCAAAUACAGAUGGAAUCCUCGGACUUAGCAGGGCAAAAAUUAGUCUUCCUUCUCAGUUAGCAAGUCAGGGGAUUAUCCGUAAUGUGGUAGGCCAUUGUAUUAGAAGUGAUAAAGAUGGAGGUGGAUAUAUGUUUUUAGGUGAUGACUUCAUACCUUGGUGGGGUAUGACUUGGGUCCCCAUGCUUAGCAGCCCUUCCAUGAAUAACUUCUAUCACACAGAAAUCAUGCAAAUGACUUAUGGAGGUGGAAAACUCAGUCUAGGUGGGGUGGAUAACAAUGUAGGACGAGUAGUUUUUGAUAGUGGCAGUUCUUACACAUACUUCACUAGGGAAGCAUAUUUGGGUUUAAUCGCGUCUCUUGAAAAUGUUCCUAGUGAAGAACUUACUCGAGAUAAAUCAGAUUCUACCUUGCCAAUAUGUUGGCGAGCUAAAUCCCCAAUUAGAUCUGUUAAAGAUGUUAAACCAUUCUUUAAGCCCUUGACCCUUCACUUCGGGAACCGAUGGUGGAUUCUCUCCACAAAGAUGCUGAUUCCUCCAGAGGGGUACCUAAUUAUAAAUAUGGACUUGCCACUGACUGAGGCAUUACUGCAGAAGAAAGGCAAUGUGUGUUUGGGGAUCCUUGAUGGAAGCAAAGUUCAUGAUGGAUCCACAAUUAUACUUGGAGAUAUCUCAUUGCGUGGACAACUGGUUGUGUAUGAUAAUGUCAAUGAGAGAAUAGGGUGGGUCCGAUCAGAUUGCAUCAAACCCCAAAAACUGGAGAGUUUUCCUUUUCUCUAGCCAGUAUAUAUGCAUACAGAAUUAUGUAAAGCAACCAGUAUAUACGACACAAACCAUAGAGAAUUUUCUGCAUAAUCAUUCACUCUUGUUGUACACAGUCUAUAUUUUUGCUCUAUUACUGAGGAUACUUUGUACAUACUACUAGUUCAGUAACCAUGCAUGCUGAAAAAUCCUAUAUCGUGUCUAUAAUGCAUUUCCUACGUCCUUGUCUUACACAAAUUACAUAUUCUUUGCCCAUUUUUACCCUUUUCUGUUUUGAUAUUCUUACUUGUACUUUUCAGAUGCUAUCACUAGCAUUUGUAUUUUCUCAUCCUAUUUCUAAUUAUUCAACGGCAUCAUUUUUUCUUCUUCUUUCUUCUAAACUCUGCCUCUUCACACAACAUCUCCACCUCUGGACAGCAACAACGGCAGCAGUAGUGCCUGUAGCCCAGUUACAAGUUGCAGAAGCUAUGCUGUACCUUCGGUCCUCGAGAGAGCAUUUAAAGGCCGCAAGUUCUUUUAUUUAUUUAUUUUUUUUUUUCGUUGUAACUGUUGUGCACCAAGAAAUUUGAUUGUGGUCAAAAUCUGCUUGCUCACCCUUUCUCUUUUUUAUUUGCUGAUGUGUUCUUGGUUUUCUUUAAUUUCUUUUUGGCGAUUGGGAUUGGAAUAAAAACAGCUAUUGUGUAGGUAUAUGGACAGACAUGUUCUAUUGGACUUUCUAUUCCAUUGUCUUCAGCAGG